CCGGUUGGAAAAGCAAGAGGGCGUUUGACGGAGAAGGCCUAAACGUAAGCAUUAUCGUUCUGGAUUUGUUUUUAUCUUUGCGUACAUAUACACAUAUAUAUCGUUUAAUAGAUUAAACAUUGUUAUUAAUUGUUAUCUGGAUAGUCUGAGUUAGCGUCGACUCUUCUUGUGCGUGCUAUCUUAGCUUAAACUAGCUUGUUAGCUGCUAACAAAGAGACGCGGACGUUAUCAACACAUCGCUAAGUAGAGAUCAAAUGUGAGUGUAAAGUGUUGUGAUUGUGGGAAAAUGUGCGAAAGAACGAUAGCAAAGUACGAGGAGGAACUUUGUCCAACAAAAGAGGAGAAGGAGCGACAACAUCAGAAACAUCAAGUUGUGUUACACAGAACAGGAGAGGAGUCCUCCAUAUUUGACCUGACCUCCUCCCAGGAACUGCAGUCCUGUGUAAAUGACGCUCGCUGGUAAUAAAGCCUACUUGGACGCUGUUUUCAAGAAACAUCAAGGUGUUACACAGAACAGACGUGUGUGAAGAAAAUCUUCCUAAGCUGAAGAAGUGGAGCUUCAGGAUGCAGCAGGAGGAGCCACAGCCCUCUUACUUUAAAGAGGAAGACGAGGACCCACUGACCCCCCAUUUUAAAGAGGAAGAGGAGGAACACAGCAUCAGUCAGGAGGGAGAGCAACUUGACUGGUUGGAGGAGUUCCCAGUGAUUAGUGUUAUUGUGAAGGGUGAAGAUGAUGAGGUCGAAGGUGAAAGUGAGGAGAAGAGAGAGGCGGAGCCUCCAAGCAGCAGCUCAACACAACACAUGACAACAGAAGCUGAUGGAGACCACUGUGGAGGAUCACAAGCAGACAAGAUCUUAGCUCCACUAUCAGAUGGUGAGGACACAACGUCACACUCUCCUGACACUGAUGAUGAAGACUCUAAAGAUGAGAAGACAUGUCACACUGACAACACUCGCUUGAAAUGUUCUCACUGCGACAAAACCUUUCAUUCCCGUUCUUAUCUGAAAGUACACAUGAGGAUACACACUGGAGAAAAACCUUUUCCUUGCUCAACCUGUGGUAAAGGUUUUACACGCAGUCAAAGUUUGAAAGUACACAAGAGAACCCACACCGGAGAAAAAACUUGUAUCUGUUCAAUCUGUGGUAAAGGUUUCGUACUUAGUCAAAAUUUGAAAGUACACAUGAGAAUACACACCGGAGAAAAACCCUUUUCUUGCUCGACCUGCGGUAAAGAAUUUGCACAAAGUCAGAGUUUGAAAUUACAUAUGAGAAGACACACCGGAGAAAAACCGUGUUCUUGUCCAAUCUGUGGUAAAGGUUUUGUUCUAAGUCACAAUUUGAAAGUACACAUGACAACGCACACUGGUGAAAAACUUUAUGUCUGUUCAAUCUGCGGUAAAGGUUUUGCAACGAGCCAUAAUUUGAAAUUACACAUGAGAAUACACACCGGAGAAAAACCUUUUAUCUGUCCAAUAUGUGGUAAAGGUUUUACACACAGUCAGAGUUUGAAAAAACACACAAUAUUACACACUGGAGAAACCUCUUUUAUAUGUUUAAUCUGUAGUAAAGGUUUUGUACAAAGUAACAAUUUGAAAGUACACAUGAGAAUACACACCGGUGAAAAACCGUUUUCCUGUUCAAUCUGUGGUAAAGGUUUUGUACAAAGAUCACAUAUGGAAGAACACAGAAGAAUACACACUGGAGAAAAAUAUUGUAUCUGUUCAAUCUGUAGUAAAGGUUUUGCACAAAGUCACAAUUUGAAAGUACACAUGAGAACACACACAGGCGAGAAAGUGUUGAGUUGCAGUGUGUGUGGUGAAAGAUUCUCUUAUAAGUACCAGCUUGACAAACACACGUGUGCUGGUGAGAACAGCAGCAGCAAAUGAAACUGCAGGAUUUGAAAUAAACUGUCAAGACUUUCAUUUGGACUUUCUAACAACAUCAGCACAUAUAACAUGUGUGACAUUGUUGUUUGUGUAACAAUCUUUUUAAUAUGCUUCUACAUUUAUAGAUUAGAUAUUUUACUUUAGUGAUUUUAGUGAGAGUAAACAGUACACAAAAUAUUUUACAUACAAUAAACAUUUUAUGUGUAUAUAUAUCAGUGACGUGCAGUCACUAGAGGCAGGUGAGGCGGGGCCUCACCUGUCAUCAUGGAAAGAAAAAAAAAUGUAAAAAGAAAAAAAAAAAAUUUAAUUGUUAUAUGUAUCCAGUGAUUAUACUAUAAAGUUAUUUUCCAUUUAACUUCACCAGUUUUAGAUUAUUUUUAUUCAAAAUCGCUGAAUUUUCACAAUUGCCGUUCAAAUACUGAGAAGAGACGGUGCGGUGAACAGCAGCCAGUUGA
Molecule: messenger RNA, 2342 nt
Organism: Nerophis lumbriciformis (worm pipefish)
Lineage: Eukaryota; Metazoa; Chordata; Actinopteri; Syngnathiformes; Syngnathidae
Biological process (GO): regulation of transcription by RNA polymerase II
Molecular function (GO): DNA-binding transcription factor activity, RNA polymerase II-specific; RNA polymerase II cis-regulatory region sequence-specific DNA binding
Source: RefSeq, a predicted model, not a curated record